Arctia plantaginis is the source of this 1815-nucleotide messenger RNA. The record is from the annotation of a GenBank genome assembly. NCBI's taxonomy places the organism in Eukaryota, Metazoa, Arthropoda, Insecta, Lepidoptera, Erebidae.
AUGGCGUCAACGCAGGACGCUUGGUAUAUUUCUUUACUUGGUUUAGCAGAACACUUUCGUACAUCGAAUCCUCCUGACAUAAAAAGUUGUAUCCAGUGCCUACAAGCUGUAUUUAAUUUCAAACCACCACAAAGAGUAGAGGCCAGGACACAUUUACAACUUGGAAAUAUUCUUUUGACACACACCAAAAACAUCGACUUGGCGAGAACGCAUUUAGAGCAGAGUUGGUGCCUGUCUCAGACUAUCAAUGGAUUUGACGAUGUUAAGUUCGAAGCGGCAAGUGUCCUCGCUGAGCUCUUCGAGCAGCAGGGCCAGCCUACACACUCAAAGCCCAUACUUCGAAAAGCUAUUGAAUUGUCACAACACAGUGUAUAUUGGCACUGCAGACUUAUAUUCCAAUUGGCACAAAUUCAUGCAACAGAACGGGAAUAUGAAGUGGCAAGCAGUCUGCUAGGCGUUGGCGUAGAUUACGCACAGAUAUCCAAUGCUGCCUACACCAGAGUACUAUUUUUACUAAGUAGAGUAAUGCUACUAUUAAUAGACAAGAAGAUACAAGAAGUAUUACCAUUGUUAAAUCAGGCUGGCCACCUCGUAGACUCAUGGACUGGCAGUCCACAUCAGAAAGAGUACCUCAAAGUAUUUUUUUUAGUGCUACAGGUAUGUCACUAUUUAAUGGCGGGUCAGGUCAAGAGUGUGAAGCCGUGUCUCAAGCAGCUUCAGCAGAGCAUACAGACUAUUAUGGCGCCUACGUGGCCUGAUGACGAUGCGGUGUGCGGUAGUGCGCCAGGCGAGUCGUUCGUGUGGCUGUCGCGGCAACAGCUAUACGUGCUGGUGUACCUGGUUACCGUGAUGCACUCGGCGCAGGCUGGCUACAUGGAGAAAGCGCAUAAGUACACUGAGAAGGCUCUCGCGCAGAUUGACAAGCUCACAUCGAGCGGGUGCGACGAGAGCCGGUCGUCGGCGAUGGGGCGCGGAGGCGCGGCGCUGGCGUGGCGCCUGCGCAUGGCGCUGGUGGAGCACGCGGCGCUGUGCCGCCUCGUGGCGGGCGGCAAGGCGCAAGCGCUGCACGAGAUCGCGCGCGCCGCGCAUCUGCUCUCGGUGGCGCCCACGCCGGCGACGGCAGCGGCCCACACGCCUCAGUUACAUUGUCUACUUGGACUGUACGCUAUGUCUAUGAACUGCAUGGAGGCUGCUGAGGCGCAGUUCCAUACCGCCAUACACAUGUCACAAGAAAGAGAUUUGUGGAUGUUCGCAAAAUUGAAUUUGGCUAUAGUAUAUUUACGAGGGCGAAGAGACAACGAUCUAACGCAACUGAUGGAACAAGUGAGGCCAGAGUCGUUACCAGCAUACGCGCACGGGCUGCGAGCUGCGUCGUACUAUGUACUAGGACUGCAGGCUUUCUUCCAAGCGCGGUAUAACGAGGCGAAGAGGUACCUCCGCGAGACGUUGAAAAUGGCGAAUGCUGAGGACCUAAACCGACUGACGUCAUGCUCCCUGGUGCUACUGGGGCACAUUUUCUUGUCGAUUAAUAAUUCUCGUGAGAGUAUGAAUAUGGUUACACCAGCCAUGCAACUUGCGAGCAAGAUUCCUGAUGUGCAUGUUCAGUUGUGGGCAUCGGCAAUAUUGAAAGACUUAUACCGGCUCGCCGGCGAGACGGAGCGAGAGAACGAGGCGUACCAGAUGCACUGCAACUUCUCGCAGGCGCUGCUGAAGGACCACUUCCAGGCCACGCAGCUGCCGCAGCACGCGCUCGUGCACUGGACCAGCGGCCCCCCGCCCGCGCUGCCGCCGCCGCCCGCGCAGCCGCCCGCGUAG